Selaginella moellendorffii is the source of this 1944-nucleotide messenger RNA. RefSeq names its product pentatricopeptide repeat-containing protein At1g08070, chloroplastic. NCBI's taxonomy places the organism in Eukaryota, Viridiplantae, Streptophyta, Lycopodiopsida, Selaginellales, Selaginellaceae. The coding region runs from base 190 to 1659 and encodes 489 amino acids. Gene Ontology annotation, biological process: RNA modification. Gene Ontology annotation, molecular function: protein binding; RNA binding. The record is from RefSeq and is a predicted model, not a curated record. The transcript is spliced from 2 exons.
UCUAGUCAUUUGCCACUAGUUUCUAUGGUUGUCUAGUGUGUUGGCUGUAGCUAAGAGAUGCAUAGUGGGAAGGGCAGUCCAAGUAAUGCUGUUUUUAAUUUCUCCCCUGUGACAGCAGACGGCCUUGCAUGCAUCGCUUUCACCCGCCUAUAGCAAACUCGACUUCCCGCCUUUGAUUUUCCAUGAGCGAUGCCGCGAUCCAGCGGCCAGAGCGUGUCAACCUCUUCGCGAGCCAGCUGCGGCGAUGUGGAUCCAUCGCCGAGGCAACGCUACUGCACCAGCAGAUCGGCAGCAGCGGGUUUGGAGCUCGGCGAUCUCGAUCGCGCGCGGGACGCGUUUGAUAGCAUCCGCGACAAGAACAUCUUCUCCUGGACGCUCCUCUUCACGGCAUUCGCCCAGCUGGGGUAUCUGGCAGAGGCGCGAGCGAUCUUCGAUGCAAUGCCGGGCAAGGACGUGGUGGCCUGGACGGCGAUGCUCGCCGCCUAUUCCCAGCACGGCUUCGUCGACCAUGCCAAGGAUCUCUUCGACAGAAUCCCCGGUCGACGAGACACUGCUGCCUGGAAUGCGAUGAUCGCUGCCUAUGACCAGAAUUGCCUCUUUCGCGAGGCGAUAUCCACCUAUCGAUCGAUGCUUCAGGAGGGAUCGAGACCAAAUCAAACAACGAUCGUGAGCGUGCUCGAUGCGUGCGCUGGAAUUGGCGACCUCGAUCAGGGCAUCGCUGUUCAUGACCUGUGUGUGAUCGCGGGCGUGGACCGAGAAUCCACCGUGGGAGCUGCGCUUGUCAAUAUGUACGGAAAGUGUGGCCAGCUAGUUCCAGCCAGGGCCAUCUUGGACAAAAUGUACGAAAGGGAUCUUCUUGCCUUGACAGCAAUGCUCACAGCAUAUGCCCAUUCUGGGCAUCCGCACGACGCACUAAAGCUCUUUGUUACGAUGGAUCUGGAAGGCAUCCAGUCCGAUCACGUGGCAUUCGUUGGCGCCCUCCACGCGUGCACGAGCAUAUCAGCUGUUGCGACCGGGAAAAUCAUCCACGAAGGGCUGAGAUUCACCGCUGCCGCUAAUUCCCCCAGCGUUGCCAACUCUCUUGUGGCGUUCUACGGCAAAUGCGGGUACCUGGAAGAUGCCAGGGGCAUAUUUGAUGGGAUAUCCCGCAAAAGCUGUCUGACAUGGAAUACCAUGCUUGGGAUAUAUUCCAAUAACGGCUUCUUUCAGCUGACUUUGGAGCUUUACCUCGAGAUGUCACUGGAUGGAGUUUUACCGGAUGAGAUAACUUUUGUGAUUUUGCUAUCGGCGUGUAGCCACGGAGGGAUGAUUCGUGAUGGAUGUUACCACUUUGCGUCGAUCAAGGAAGAAUUUUGUCAAAUCCCCGUGAAAGAGCACUACAUGUGUGUGCUCGAUCUCUUGUCUCGCUCGGGGCAGCUCCAAGAGGCGGAAGAUUUCUUUCUAGGCAGCGACAUUGAGGUGGUGAGAUCGUCAUUUCUGAUGGAUAUGAAGAACACGGCCUCGUGCUGGACAACUUUGCUUAGUGCUUCCAAAGUUCACGGGGAUUCCGAGCGAGGAAAGAGAGCUGGGCACAAUGCAGUGCUACUGGAUAGAUUUGCAAGCCGUGAUGCUUCUGGGGUUUAUAUGCUACUCUCGGAUAUAUAUAAUGCCAGAAAUUGAUUGAUCAAAGUUUCUCUCAGUUCCCUGAUCGCCUUGGAAGCCAUCAAGUUUCUCCACCAUGGACACGACAAAUGCAUCCUCCAUGGGCGCUUUCAAAAAAGUGGCUGUUGUCAUCCUUGGCCAGGCCAGCAGAAUCUAGUUGACAUCUCCAUAGAAGUAUGAAAUAAUUCACAAUAUCACAUAUACAGUCACAUAUGCACCUCCCAAGUGGGUUUAUAGAGCAUGUAUUGUGCAGAAGCAGAAUUUCAUCCUGUGUUCCUAAAGCAAAUGGUCAUUACUUUUGCA